Molecule: messenger RNA, 567 nt
Organism: Cylindrotheca closterium
Lineage: Eukaryota; Bacillariophyta; Bacillariophyceae; Bacillariales; Bacillariaceae
Source: the annotation of a GenBank genome assembly
AUGCCUAUGCCGCUACCAACAGAUCCAUUCAAGGCUCAUCAACGGGUGGAUUGGGAUGCAGCGACACCCUUUGUAUCAGAUGCGUUUCCGCUUCUAUCUGCUCCUCCACCGCCUAGAAUGCGACCCCGCCCGAACCCUUCCGAUAUCGUUGAAUGUCGACCUACCGACAUUGAACGACUCAGCCUCCCAGUACUUACGAUGGAUGAUCAACCCAUAGGGCCCUCAGAAACACCUCCACUAACGCUGAAGAUCCUUCCAAGAAGAAGCCGACCUUAUUCUGAAUUCUCGAGAAGAAGAGGCGUUUGUGGCAAGCGGACACGAACCACAGAUGAGAAGCGAUACGAGGAGAGUAUUUUCAAGUCUGCUACACUCCAAUAUUCAGGCAUCUCGGGUAAGACUAUCUACGCCGACCCUGUUGUCACAUCCAAGGAAAUGACCGGGGACAUCAAAAGUUCUUCUUUUGGCAGCAAAACGGGUUCAGAUGAAGACUCUUUCUACGUACCAACUCCAAGAUUCACGUUGACCACAAGAUCAGCCCUACCGCAUGUACUUCGGCUAUCCGAUUGA